This is a messenger RNA of Mollisia scopiformis, 1560 nucleotides long. RefSeq names its product putative cytochrome P450 oxidoreductase. Bases 1 to 1560 code for a protein of 519 amino acids. NCBI's taxonomy places the organism in Eukaryota, Fungi, Ascomycota, Leotiomycetes, Helotiales, Mollisiaceae. Gene Ontology annotation, molecular function: iron ion binding; heme binding; monooxygenase activity. The record is from RefSeq and is a predicted model, not a curated record. The transcript has 3 exons.
AUGGUGUCUGGCUUUCCUCCAGUACGCUUGUUGAUUCUCCUCAUCUUUCUAUCAAUCAUUUUCGUAACUGCAAGUCUUCAAGCCUACAAACGUCAUCGAGAAGCCCGCCAAUAUUACAAACUUUUUGGUUGCCGCCAACCUCCUCUCGAGAAUGCCUAUGACCCUCUUGGAAUCAGCAAGAUCAUCCGGUCAACGAAGAUUUUCCUCAAGAAGCAGUCUCUUCUUACAGCAAUCAAGCUCUUCUCCGAAUAUGGCAACACCUACACCUCUCGUGUCUUUACUUCCAGAGUCGUCUUUACCUGCGAUCCUCGAAAUAUCAGACAAAUCUUGGUUACUGGAUUCGCCGACUGGGAAAGCAGCCCUCUUCGCGGUCAUCUAUUCAAGCCCCUCUUAGCACACAGCAUAUUCCAACUUGAUGGACCUCGCUGGAAGGCUACCAGAGACACAUAUCGACAUCAAGCACGUUUCUCCAACCUACGCUCUAUCAUAGACGUCAGUCGACAAGAGAAGAGCGUUCAAAAUCUUCUGAACUGCAUCCCUGAUAGCAAACCAUUCGACUUGUCCGUGCUGUUUCGUCACCUCAUGAUGGACCUCACAACUGGAUUCUGCCUGGGAGAUUCAGCAAACUCGCUUACCACGUACCAAACAGAGGAGAAGAAAGUGUUUGCCGAAGCCAUCACAGAUAUUCAGCACCGAAUUGCCACUGGAGGAUUUGUCGGCCCUCUCUCACGUUUCAUGAGUAAGAAGCAAAUGCGUAUCGACACGGAGAUCAUCCAUCGCUUCGUUGGAAAGUAUAUCGACGCUACGUUGGCUAGACUGAUUCCUUACGAUAGAGUUGACCAGAAGAGUUACGAACCGGAGGGCUAUAACAUGCUUGACGCUCUUGCAGAGUUUAGCAGGGACAAGAUCGAGCUUCGAGACUACGUCACAACGAUUCUGAUCGCUGGCACUGAAUCAACGUCAAGUCUUAUGUCAUCGGUGUUGUACCUGCUUGCACGGAACGAACAUGUUUUCCUUAAGCUGAGACAAAGUAUUCUGGAGAUUAUUGGUCGUGAGCCUCCAACGCUCGCACAGAUUAAGGGGCUUGCUUACUUGCGCUGUGUACUCAAUGAAGCACUUCGCUUCUAUCCUCCGGUCCCAAUCAACGCUCGUAUUGCCAAUACAUCCACCACGUUACCCGUUGGAGGUGGCUCAGAUGGUAACUCACCAGUCUACAUCCACAAAGGACAGAAGAUAGUAUUUUCCUCCUUCGCUAUCCACCGUUCGGAGGAAGUCUACGGCAGCGAUGCAUUGGUUUUCAAGCCCGAGAGAUGGGAGAAUGUCGAAGCGUUGAAAGAGCGGGGUGGUUCCUUCUUCCCUUUCCUCUUGGGUCCCAGAGCUUGUCCUGGUCAGCAAUAUGCGCUCCAGGAGACAAGCUAUGUCAUCAUCCGGCUCUUGCAGACUUUCAAGGAGAUCAAACCCCGCGACUCAAGACCUUGGAAGGAGCACAUGGGUUUGAAUCUCAGGAAUGACAAUGGAUGCUGGUUGGAGGUUGUCAGGGACGAGGAAGCCAUUGCUUGA